AUGGCAAAGAAGAAAAAACCUACUCCCGGUCAGAAUGAACUAUCUCCUGAAGACGCUGGACGUGAAUUUGGCAUUUCCCUUAAAGAAUUAGAAACAUUAAUGCAAACGCGAGGUCAUGAAGGUGUCAAAGAACUCAAUGAAACAUAUGGCGGUCUUAGUGGUCUUGCACAAAAACUAAAAACUCAUUUAAUACAUGGCUUAUCUGGCGAGGACGCUGAUCUGUCAAUACGUCUGACUGCAUUUGGUCGUAAUGAAAUACCACCAAAACCACCAAAAACAUUUUUGCGGCUCAUGAUGGACGCACUUCAAGAUGUUACUCUUGUUAUACUUAUUAUCUGUGCUUGCAUUUCAUUUGCUUUAUCAUUCUAUCAUCCAGGUGGAGAUACAUUCGAAGCUGAAGUCAAACCAAAAGAAGCAAAUGUUGAAUGGAUCGAAGGUGCAGCAAUUAUUAUAGCUGUCAUUGUUGUUGUCCUUGUAACAGCAUUUAAUGAUUGGACAAAAGAACGACAAUUUCGUGGUCUUCAAUCAAAAAUUGAACUUGAUCAAAAAUUUAAUGUCAUUAGAGAAAAUUCAGUACGACAAAUUCCAAUAAAAGAUAUUGUUGUUGGUGAUAUAUGCCAAAUUAAAUAUGGAGAUUUAUUACCAGCCGAUGGUGUUGUUGUACAAUCGAAUGAUCUUAAAGUUGAUGAAUCAUCAUUAACUGGAGAAUCAGAUUUAAUCAAAAAACAUGAAUCAAGAGAUCCAUUUCUUCUUUCCGGUACGCAUAUUAUGGAGGGUAGUGGUAAAAUGCUAGUAUUGGCCGUUGGCGAACAUAGUCAAACGGGAAUGAUAUUUAAAUUAUUAGGCGCAACCAAAGAAGAAGAAGUUACUACUGAUAAAAAACCUAUCGAAAGUAAAAGCCAAAGUGCAGCAGCAGUUAAUAACCAUGAUGCAACUGAACUACAAGAAGUUAAUCUUGAUGAUGAUAAACAAGCAGGUGGUGAUGAUGACCCAGAGCACAUGAAAGUUACAGAACGAUCUAUUUUACAAGCAAAAUUAACAAAAUUGGCUAUUCAAAUUGGAUAUGCAGGCAUGACAAUUGCUAUUAUGACUGUACUCGUUUUAUUGAUACGAUUCUCUAUUGAAGAAUUUAUUCAAAGACGUGAACGAUGGAGUAAUAAAUAUUGGAGUCGAUUUGUACGAUACUUAAUCACCGGUAUAACUGUAUUAGUCGUUGCUGUACCUGAAGGUCUACCAUUGGCUGUAACAAUAUCAUUAGCUUAUGCCGUUAAAAAAAUGAUGCACGAUAAUAACUUAGUUCGUCAUUUGGAUGCAUGCGAAACAAUGGGUAAUGCAACAGCUAUUUGUUCAGAUAAAACUGGAACAUUAACAACCAAUCGUAUGACUGUUGUGCAAAUCUAUAUUGGCGAAAAACAUUGGAAAAAUGUCGAAAAUCCAAAUAAAGCUAAAGAAAUAGUCGUACCAGCUAAAACAAAAGAAAUCGUAUUUGAAGGCAUAGCUGUUAAUAGUAGUUAUUCAUCAAAAUUAUUACCUCCACCAGAAAGAGAAGUAGUAUUAGCUAAACAAGUUGGAAAUAAGACGGAAUGUGGCUUAUUAGGUUUUGUUGGAGUUCUUGGUGGUAGUUAUGAUGAAAUUCGUACACGUUAUCCCGAAGAAAGAUUCGUUCAUGUUUAUACAUUUAAUUCAGUACGAAAAAAUAUGUCAACAGUUAUUCGACGGCCAGACUCCGUUGUACGCAUGCACACAAAAGGUGCAUCGGAAAUUGUUUUGAAAAAAUGUAAAACAAUACUAAAUCGUAAUGGCGAUGUUGUACCAUUUUCAAAUGUUGAGUACGAUCGUCUUGUACAAACAGUUAUCGAACCAAUGGCAUGUGAUGGUUUACGUACAAUUUGUGUUGCAUAUAGAGAUUUCGCACCUGAUGCAUUACCAGACUGGGACGAUGAAGCUAAUUGUGUAGAUCAAUUAACAUGCAUUUGUAUAUGUGGUAUUGAAGAUCCUGUACGAGCAGAGGUACCAGAUGCCAUAGCAAAAUGUCGCAAUGCUGGCAUCACAGUACGUAUGGUUACUGGAGAUAAUGUCAAUACAGCUCGAUCCAUUGCACUGAAAUGUGGAAUUAUAUCACCGAAUGACAGUUUCUUAGUACUCGAAGGAAAAGAAUUCAAUCGACGUAUAAGAUCAAAACCGGAUGGAGAAGUUGAUCAAGCUUUAUUUGAUAAAGUUUGGCCACAUCUACGUGUAUUAGCUCGUUCAUCACCACAAGAUAAAUAUGUAUUAGUUCGUGGUAUUAUUGCAUCAAAAAUAAAUCCGACACGAGAAGUUGUCGCUGUUACCGGUGAUGGAACAAAUGAUGGACCUGCUUUGAAAAAAGCUGAUGUUGGCUUUGCUAUGGGCAUACAAGGUACUGAUGUAGCCAAAGAAGCAUCAGAUAUUAUUCUUGUUGAUGAUAAUUUCAAUUCAAUUGUCAAAGCUGUUAUGUGGGGUCGCAAUGUCUAUGAUUCAAUAGCAAAAUUUCUUCAAUUUCAAUUGACUGUAAAUGUUGUUGCUGUAUUUUGUGCUUUUAUUGGAGCAUGUAUUGUCAAAGAAUCUCCCUUACGUGCCGUUCAAAUGUUAUGGGUUAACUUAAUUAUGGAUACAUUGGCAUCAUUAGCACUUGCUACUGAAGUUCCAACCGAAGACUUAUUAACACGUCUACCAUAUGGACGGACACGACCAUUGAUUUCCCGAACAAUGAUGAAAAAUAUUCUUGGCCAUGCUAUUUAUCAAUUAGGCGUUAUGCUUUUUAUAUUAUUUGCUGGACCUACAGUAUUUGAUAUGGAUGAUGGUCGUCCAGUUGAUAGCGUUUUUAAACCAUCAGAACAUUUUACAAUGAUAUUUAAUGUUUUUGUCUUAAUGACAUUAUUUAAUGAAAUAAAUUGUCGAAAAAUCCAUGGUGAACAAAAUGUUUUUCGAGGAAUAUUUACUAAUCCGAUUUUUUAUGGUAUAUGGGUUGUAACAUUUGUUGUACAAAUUGUUCUUGUUCAAUAUGGUUCAGUGGCAUUUUCUUGUGUUGCAUUAACCUUUGAACAAUGGAUGUGGUGUUUGUUUUUUGGUGUUACAGUUCUUCUAUGGAAUCAAAUAGUUAAUUUGAUCCCGGUGACACAUCAUAUGCCAAAAUGGGGUGCAGGCGAAGUUUAUGAACCCAAUUCACCGGAUGAUUUAGGCCCCGAAGGACAGUCAAGACCAGGAGCCAGUCUCACAAAGGGACAAAUACUUUGGCUAAGAGGAAUAACACGUCUUCAAACACAGAUUGCCGUUGUCGAUGCUUUCUAUCAACCACCAUUAUCUAAUCAUCCAUUAUUAUCAAUGAAGAACAAAGCACCGGUAUCAAAUGAUUUAAAUAAUGUUGAAAUAGAAUCGGAGUAA
Rotaria socialis is the source of this 3402-nucleotide messenger RNA. The record is from the annotation of a GenBank genome assembly. NCBI's taxonomy places the organism in Eukaryota, Metazoa, Rotifera, Eurotatoria, Philodinida, Philodinidae.